Blumeria graminis f. sp. triticale is the source of this 13056-nucleotide messenger RNA. Lineage: Eukaryota; Fungi; Ascomycota; Leotiomycetes; Helotiales; Erysiphaceae. The record is from the annotation of a GenBank genome assembly.
AUGGAGGGCGCGUCAGAAGUAUCAGACUCAACCGGUCUCAAUGGCUCGAAUGGGGCAGAUCCGCUCUCUGCGGAGCCUACUCUUUUACUUGACUACUUUGUCAACAUCCUUGAGGUCACCCUCGGCGCCAAACGACAAGAUUUAGAAUAUGAGGGCAGUCUACUUUCAAUAGAUUCUCGACAGCAAACCUUACAAUCAUGUAAUCGAUUUGCCAUAGAGAGCCAUCCCGCAAUCUAUGUGAUGAAAGAUGUUGUCGCACCAAAUACAGCUACAGAAGGUAUAUUAGAUACUUCAAAUUCAACGCUAUACAGAUAUACUCUAGCAACCUCAAUUUCAAUGACAGCAACCACUGUUGCGUUGUUAGCACUACUAAAAAGACCGAUCCCUAUAGACUUUUCACAACCUCUAUAUUCUCAGAUACAAAUAUUUCCUUUUGCUAGCACAGGAUUCGGGAAUACUACGAGUGGACAGGUUAACUCUACUGUCAGCCCUUUUGAGACUUUACAUUCAGCCUUGCAUCUUGCUCUUGCUCCAUAUUUCGAUGCAUACAUAAACUCUCAACAAACAAUAAAUGGGACUAGGGGCGGUCGGUCGGAUAUUGAGACUAAAACUGGAAUACCAGUCACAAAAAAGCGGAUAGCGGAACUUGAACUCAGCUUAUUACAUCUACAGCAGAAUGUUGAAAUUCCCGAGCUGAUACUGCCUCUCCACCCCGUAAUUCAGGUUGCAAUUGAUGAAGCUAGUGCUAAAGGAGUUAAGGCAUCCACCGAUCUCAUUAAUCCUUCUCUAUUACUCGACAGUACAUUUCUCAAUUCUUUGCAGUCACUUGUAAAUGGAUGGAUUAAAUCAAUACAAACUAUUACAAAAAUGUCAAGGGAUGCUUCUAGUGGAUCGGCAACUCAAGAAAUUAACUUCUGGCUUAACAUGGAAUCUGCGCUAGAACGUAUUGGUAACCAGCUUGGUGGGGAAGGUGUGAGGUUAACGAUGGAAGUUUUAAAGAUAGCUAAGCGGUAUCAAGCUACGGUUAGUUUUAGAAUUGAUACCGGACUUAACGAAGCGACCGACAAAGUUCAGAAGUAUAACCAGUUAAUGCGAGACUUUCCACUAGAUGAGCUCUUAUCUGCAACUUCCUUGCCAAAAGUGCAGGAAUCCCUCAACCUUAUAUUCACUCACUUUAAUAAGAAGCUCAGAAUAUGUCCAUACCCUAUUCGGAGGGCACUUCCCCUUGUCGAAGCAAUAUCAGCUGAUUUGAAUGCGCAAUUACAUUCCCUUCUACACGGUCGCUCAUUGAUGCACAUGGAAUAUCGAGAAUUUAAGACUCUUAUGGCGGCUGCAGGAUCUAUUUGGAAAGUUUGGGAUGAGAAUGUAAAAGAGUUUACUAAUGUGGCUCGAGAGGUUACCCGUCGACGAAACGAAAAGUUCAUACCGAUAAAAAUUAAUCCAAAGCACGUAGAGCUACAGGCUCGUCUAAAGUAUAUCAGUACCUUCCGCGAUAAUCAUGAGCAAUUACAAAAAACUAUAGUAUCGGUUUUAGCUCCCAGAAGCGAGGGAGGAGAAAGUAGUUUAAAUGAAAUUGUGUUAGUUGAAGAGAUGGGUGACGUAGACGCAGUCGAGGAGGUCCAGCAAGCAUAUGCUGCGCUGAACAAUGUUGAUCUACUUGAUGUCACCCCUGAAGGCACUACAAUAUGGGUUCAAGCUGAAAUGACCUACAAUGAGAGAACUUCUAGAGUUGAGAAUUCAAUUAUAGCUCGGCUUCGCGACCGUCUGGCUAUUGCGAAAACGUCAAAUGAGAUGUUUAGAGUAUUUUCAAAAUUUAACGCUUUGUUUGUUCGUCCGAAAAUUCGGGGCGCAAUCACUGAAUACCAAACGCAGCUUAUUGAAAAUGUUAAGCAUGAUAUAUCAUCCUUGCAUGAGCGAUUCAAGCAACAGUAUGGACAUUCAGAAGCUCACGCGAUGUCUCAACUUCGAGAUAUACCUCCAGUAUCCGGGGCAAUUAUUUGGGCUCGUCAAAUUGAAAGACAACUAAAUGGAUAUAUGAAACGCGUUGAGGAUGUCCUUGGUCAUGAUUGGGCACUGCAUUCCGAGGGACAGAAAUUGCAGAGUGAGAGCAACCUAUUCCGGAAAAAGCUUGAUACGCGUCCGAUAUUCGAAGCCUGGCUUCACGAUGUACAAAGAAAACAAAUCACAAUUUCCGGUCGACUCUUCAACAUCAACAAGGUACGAUCUGCAAAUUAUGCCCUUGAGCUAACUGUGAACUUUGACCCUCAAGUGAUAGCUUUAUUUAAGGAAACUCGCAAUCUGUUAUGGCUUAAUUUCGCCGUUCCCCAUUCUAUAAAUAACAUUUCAAAAGAAGCAAAAAGGGUCUAUCCCUUUGCAGUCAGCCUCAUGGAAACUACACGAACAUUUACACAAACUAGUCGGCAAAUCUCCGAAAUGGCCGAUGUCUCAAUUCUACUCAGCGGGUAUAAGAGUGAUGUACAAGCAUACAUCGCUAAAGGCAUACCAUUAAAAUGGGAGUCAUUCGUUAACACUUUUGAUUUACAUAUCAAGCAAUCCACAUUUAUGUCAAAUGGGGGGAUCGAUGGUACACACAGUAGCCGUAACGAGAGCAAGCAUAUACAAUUUGUUCGGGAACUAGCUGCUUCAGUGUCGUUAUUGCAGUCUAAAACAGUUACUCUGAACUCAAUCAAUUCCACAAUUCAAAAGGCCUUAAUGGAGUUAAACAAUUGUCCAUAUGAUACCAAUUCCUUCAAGCAGAGAUUAGAAACUGUUCAGAUAGCAGUUGAUCAACUUAAUCUAGAGAACUACGUGAAUCUUGCUUACUGGGUCAGAGACAUGAACCGCCGUAUUAAAGAAACCCUACUCCUACGAUUAAAACAGGCAAUAGUCGUCUGGAUCCAAGUAUUUGAAGAUGAACCUAGAGAAGGCGUCAACGAGGACAGUCAUAGAAAGCGCUUAUCCGUCGCUAACACACCUCUAGACGGAAGGAUGCCCACCUUGAAGCGACUAGUGCAUGAAGUUUCAAUGCGGAAUCAAGUAAUUUAUUUGGAUCCGCCUUUAGAUUUUGCUCGUGCAAGUUGGUAUUAUCAACUUCAAGACUGGAUUGGUGUUGUCUGUAAUCUUCGAAAGAUAAAAGCCUCCCGGUACAUAAUGACGUUAGUAGAUGGAUUUGACCCAGAUGAUCGGUUCAUCGACCUACCUGGAUCAUGCACCGUUAGCUUACUGCAAGCCCAUACAUCAAUAGAAAAUAAGAUUAAUAAGAUUAGCUCGUAUGUAGACAAGUGGCUACAGUUUCAGUCACUCUGGGAUCUUCAGUCUGAAAAUGUUUAUGAAAUUCUGGGCGACGAACUAUCGAAGUGGCUUCAACUUCUACAGGAAAUUAGAAAGGCACGCUCUACAUUUGACACUAGUGAACUCUGUAAAUCAUUUGGACAUCUAUCAAUUGAUUACGAACAAGUCCAGACGAAAGUAAACGCUAAAUAUGACCAGUGGCAACACGAAAUAGUGACAAAAUUCGCUGUGCGUUUGGGACAAAGGAUAAGGGAGAUACAUUCAGAACUUGAGAAAGCGCGAAAGGACUUGGAGAUACAAUCUCUGGAAGCUACGUCUACUGCUCAAGCUGUAAAGUUCAUAACUAUUGUUCAAUCUUGUAAAUCUAAAUCUAAGUCCUGGGAACCGGAAGUCAUUAUCUUCCGCCAAGGUCAAACUACACUGUCACGUCAACGUUAUCAGUUUCCUAAUGAUUGGCUGAGUGUCGAGCAAGUUGAUUCUGAGUGGGCAGCCCUCAAUGAAAUACUGGCCAGGAAGGCCAAGGUUGUCCAAGAUCAAACUGAUGCCCUGCGUGCCAAGAUAAUAGCCGAAGAUAAAGUCGUAAAUGAUAAGAUAAUUGAAAUAACUGAGAGAUGGAAUAAAGAAAAGCCCGUGUCCGGUACAAUAUCUCCUCAGGUGGCAUCAUCGACUCUUAUGGAAUUUGAAAGGCAAAUAACUAGAUUGGACGAAGAAGCAGCGAUGGUAUCAAGGGCAAAGGAAGCUCUCGAUCUUCACCUGAGCUCUAGUUUAUCAUUAGAAACUAUGCUUGAAGAGGUGCAAGAUUUCAAAUCAGUUUGGGCAGCUCUAUCAACAAUUUGGAAGAGCCUAAACGAUCUUCGAGAGACAUUAUGGAACAGCGUACAGCCACGGAAAAUCAGAUCUGCCGUUGACAAUCUUAUCAAAAUGACUAAAGAAAUGCCGAGCCGUAUGCGACAGUAUGCUGCUUUUGAGCAUAUCCAAAACGUCCUGCGACAACAUCUCAAGGUUAAUACCAUAAUUUCUGAUCUUAAAUCCGAAGCAAUUAGGGAUCGCCAUUGGAAAAAAAUUUAUAAAUCGCUUAUGCCUGAAAAGCGGUAUUCCCCAGUUUCGAUGACACUUGGUGAUGUAUGGGACUUAAAGCUUGCAUCCACUGAGGUCAUUAUUCGUGAUAUUAUAGUUCAAGCUCAAGGUGAAAUGGCACUUGAAGAAUUUUUGAAGCAAGUUCGCGAAGUUUGGACAAAUUAUUCACUAGAUUUAGUCAAUUAUCAAAAUAAAUGUCGCCUUAUUCGUGGAUGGGAUGAUCUCUUUGCGAAAUGUAGCGAAAAUCUCAAUUCCCUUCAAGCCAUGAGGCAUUCCCCUUAUUACAAGGAAUUCGAAGAAGAGGCUUCAUCUUGGGAAGAUAAACUGAACCGGGUUCAUGUUCUAUUUGAUGUUUGGAUUGAUGUGCAGCGGCAGUGGGUCUACCUUGAGGGUGUAUUCACUGGUAACGCCGACAUCAAGCAUUUGCUGCCAAUCGAGUCAUCACGGUUUCAAAAUAUAAAUUCGGAAUUCUUCACUGUCAUGAAAAAGGUGUACAAGCAACCGUUUGUACUCGAUGUCCUUAAUAUUUCAGGGGUACAGAAAUCUUUGGAAAGGCUGGCAGAAUUACUAAAUAAGAUCCAAAAAGCACUUGGAGAAUACCUUGAACGGGAACGUGUGUUAUUUCCAAGAUUUUAUUUUGUCGGAGAUGAGGAUCUACUCGAAAUUAUCGGCAACUGUAAUGACGUACUCCGGAUUGCUAAGCAUUUCAAAAAAAUGUUUGCAGGCCUUUCUGGCCUUGUCAUGGGGGAAGACAAUAUAAUUACUGGAUUUACAUCAAAGGAAGGUGAAGAGGUCAAACUUAGGAAACCCAUCUCUCUAGUAAAAGUGCCAAAAAUUAAUGAUUGGUUAGCGCUUCUUGAAAGUAGUAUGAAGUCCACUCUCGCAGAACUCUUGGCAGAAGCUAUCGAGUAUUAUCAGCCAAUAUUUACUUCCGAAGAUGUGAAACAGUCCAAUUUUACAGAAUAUAUCGAAACUUUUCCCAGUCAAAUUGUUGUCCUUGCCACGCAAGCCGUGUGGACCCUUGAAGUAGAGAAGGCCCUUGAAUCGGGAGGUACUAUGCUAAAAGCUCUCUAUGAUCAGGAAGUUAAAGUUCUUCGAUUGCUGGCAGCAACUGUUCUCACUGAUCUCAGUCCUACACAAAGAAAGAGGUGCGAACAUUUGAUCACUGAGUGUGUUCACCAGCGAGAUAUAAUUGGAAAGUUAAUCGAGUCGAAAGCUAGUACACCAAACCAUCACUUAUGGUUACUUCAAAUGAGAUAUGUCUACAGUGCGGAAGGAGAUUAUCAAAAUCGUUUAUACGUCAAAAUGGCAAAUGCAAAACUCAUAUAUGGUUUUGAAUACCUCGGGGUUGUUGAACGUCUAGUCAGAACCCCUUUGACUGAUCGUUGCUUCUUGACCCUUACCCAGGCAUUAUGUCAGCGUCUUGGCGGCUCUCCCUAUGGUCCAGCAGGGACGGGAAAAACAGAGUCAGUUAAGGCUUUGGGAGUAGAACUUGGUAGAUUUACCUUGGUAUUCUGCUGCGAUGAUACUUUUGAUUUUCAAUCAAUGGGACGCAUAUUUUUGGGUAUUUGCCAGGUUGGUGCAUGGGGCUGCUUCGAUGAAUUUAACCGCCUUGAGGAACGAAUUUUAUCUGCUGUGUCGCAACAAAUCCAGAAUAUUCAAGUUGGGCUUAAGCUGGGAAUAGAGGACUCAAAGUCCCAGAUCGAACUUGUCGGACGACAGCUGAGUGUUAACUCAAAUACGGGAAUAUUUAUAACCAUGAAUCCAGGGUAUGCGGGCCGCUCCAACCUUCCAGACAACUUGAAAAAGUUAUUCCGUAGUGUGGCCAUGUCAAAACCAGACAAAGAACUUAUUGCUGAAGUAAUGCUAUACUCGCAAGGAUUUAAUCAAGCCAAGAACUUAUCCAGGCAGACGGUCCCCUUUUUUGAAAAAUGCUCAUCCUCACUAUCAAAACAAGCCCAUUAUGAUUUCGGGCUUCGAGCUUUAAAAAGUGUGCUCGUGAGCUCGGGCAGUCUUAAGCGUUCUCGGCUUAGUAACAACGGAACCACUACUGAUGACCUAGAGGAAAUUGUUGAACCGCAAAUAAUUGUUCAGAGCAUUCGAGAAACUAUCGCACCCAAGCUAAUUAAAAGUGAUGUAGAAAUCAUGAAAGUUAUUGAAGCAGAGUUAUUUCCUGGAGUCAGUUACGUUCCUGCCAGCCUUGAUAAAUUGAGAAAGACUAUCCGCACUAUAGCUGGAGACAAGCACUUGAUUGUCAACGAAACUUGGAUGACAAAAAUCCUACAACUCUACCAAAUUCAGAUUAUUCAUCAUGGGGUUAUGAUGGUUGGAAAUUCAGGAUCAGGGAAAUCUGUAGCCUGGAAAAUUCUCCUUCAAGCCCUCCAAAUAGUUGAGGGUGUCGAGGGCGUAUGUCACAUUAUUGACCCAAAAGUUAUGUCAAAAGAAGCUUUAUACGGUAACCUAGAUUCCACAACACGUGAAUGGACUGACGGUCUAUUUACAAGCAUUCUUCGUAAGAUUGUUGAUAACCUCCGUGGUGAAGAAUCUAGGCGGCACUGGAUUGUAUUUGAUGGUGAUGUAGAUCCAGAAUGGGUUGAAAACUUAAACAGUGUGCUUGACGAUAACAAACUUUUGACAUUACCUAACGGAGAGCGUCUCAAUCUUCCUUCUAAUGUACGGAUAAUGUUUGAGGUUGAAACUUUAAAGUACGCGACUUUAGCCACUGUCAGUCGUUGUGGUAUGGUAUGGUUUAGUGAAGAUACCAUAACCCCAAGCAUGUUGAUUGCUAACUACCUCGAUGGUCUUCGAUCUGUGGCAUUUGAAGAUCUUGAUGAAGAUACAGUCGCAACAGGUCAAACAGUUGCUAAAGCACUGGCAAUACAGGACCAAGUUGCUGAAUUAUUAAAUAUUUUUCUUACGACAGAUGAUUUUAUCUCUAAUGCUAUAACUCAUGUUGAGAGAUUUCCUCAUAUUAUGGAAUUUACUGUCUCUCGUGCCCUCAACACACUCUUCUCACUUCUCAACAAAUCUGUCCGCGAUAUGAUCGAUUAUAAUUCUCAACAUGUUAAUUUUCCCCUUGAUCCUGAUCAGAUUGAGUCAUUCAUUGCAAAAAAACUUCUUCUUGCGCUCGUAUGGUCUCUGGCAGGUGAUUGCUCUUUGAAUGACCGGAAAGUUUUUGGUGACUACCUCGCUAGUUUCUCGACAUUUGGAUCGUUUGUUAUCGAAAAAGAUUUUUCCCUAAUAGACUACGAUGUCACGCUACCAAAAGCUAAAUGGUCAUUGUGGCACAAUCAAGUUCCGAAAAUGGAUGUCAACACUCAUUCAAUCACACAAACUGAUGUUGUAAUCCCGACACUCGAUACCGUGAGACACGAAGAUGUGCUAUAUUCAUGGCUAGCCGAACAUAAACCUCUUCUACUUUGUGGACCUCCUGGGUCUGGGAAAACGAUGACUUUAUUCAGUGCUCUUCGAAAAUUGCCAAAUAUGGAAGUCGUUGGUCUUAAUUUCUCUAGUGCAACGACGCCAGAUUUGUUAAUCAAGACGCUCGAUCAAUACUGUGAGUACAAAAAGACCCUUAACGGGGUAAUCCUCUCUCCGACACAGAUAGGAAGAUGGCUUGUUCUAUUUUGUGAUGAAAUAAAUCUUCCAGCACCUGACAAGUAUGGAACGCAAAGGGCGAUUUCUUUCCUACGUCAACUCGUCGACCAAAAUGGAUUCUGGAGGACAUCAGAUAAGUCAUGGGUCACUUUGAACCGAAUCCAGUUUGUCGGUGCUUGUAAUCCACCAACUGAUGCUGGACGGACCCCUCUUGGUGCCCGGUUUUUACGUCAUGCCCCACUUGUAAUGGUCGACUAUCCAGGUGAUCAUUCUCUUCGACAGAUUUAUGGCACAUUUACUAGUGCAGUACUCAAAAUAAUUCCUUCUUUGAGAGGUCACUCAGAGGCUGUAACCAAGGCUAUGGUUCAAUUUUAUUUAGAAUCUCAGCUACGAUUCACACCAAAAAUCCAGCCACAUUAUGUUUACAGUCCACGUGAGCUGACGAGAUGGGUGAGAGGUAUAUAUGAAGCAAUCAGACCUUUAGAAACUCUCACAUUAGAAGGCCUCGUUCGGAUCUGGGCUCAUGAAGCACUUCGCUUGUUUCAAGAUCGUCUCGUCGCAGAGGAUGAACGACAAUGGACAAAUGACGCUGUCCGUCGUAUUGCUCUCGAACAUUUUCCAUCCAUCAAUGAAAGUGAAGUAUUUACGGGUCCUAUUCUAUUUUCAAAUUGGAUUUCUAAAAAUUAUGUUCCUGUUGAUCGCGAAAAAUUGCGGGAAUUCGUCAAGGCAAGGCUAAAGACUUUUUGCGAGGAAGAGGUUGACGUUUCCUUGAUAUUAUUUAAUGAUGUUCUAGAGCAUGUACUACGUAUUGAUCGUGUCUUUAGGCAGCCGCAAGGCCAUCUCAUCCUCAUUGGAGUAAGUGGUAGCGGUAAAACAACAUUAUCUCGAUUUGUUGCGUGGAUGAAUGGUCUUAAGGUAUUCCAAAUAAAGGUACAUGGCAAAUACUCUGCAGAAGAUUUUGACGAUGAUCUCCGAGACGUUCUUCGUCGCUGUGGCUGCAAAGGGGAAAAGAUAUGUUUUAUUAUGGAUGAAUCUAACGUAUUGGAUUCUGGAUUUCUGGAAAGAAUGAACACUCUACUCGCAAAUGCAGAGGUCCCAGGUCUCUUUGAGGGUGAUGAGUUCGCUACUUUGAUGACGGCAUGCAAAGAAGGGGCUCAGCAUCAGGGCCUCCUACUCGACUCACAAGAAGAAUUAUACAAGUGGUUCACGCAACAGAUUGUCAAAAACCUACACGUAGUUUUUACUAUGAAUCCGCCGGAAGAUGGGCUCUCGUCUAAAGCUGCAACUAGUCCUGCUCUUUUCAAUCGUUGCGUGCUGAAUUGGUUCGGUGAAUGGUCAGACCAAGCGCUUUUCCAAGUCGGUAUGGAAUUGACAUACUCUAUUGAUCUCGAUAAAGCCGGAUUCUCUGCUCUCGACAGCAUCCCUGUAGCCUACAGAGACCUCCAGCUUCCAGCUUCUCAUAGAGAAGCCGUUGUUAACUCUAUGGUUUAUAUCCAUUAUUCCUUACAUAGAUUUAAUUUGAAGUUACUAAAGCAACAAGGUCGGGUCACCUAUCUUACCCCCCGACAUUUUCUGGAUUUUGUCGCUCAGUAUGUCAAACUUUACAACGAAAAGCGUGAAGAUCUGGAGGAACAGCAACGUCACCUUAACGUCGGGCUCGAAAAAUUACGGGACACUGUAGAUAAAGUCCGCGAUCUCAGAGUGAGUUUGGCCGAGAAAAAGACACAGUUGGAGCAGAAGAAUACCGAGGCCAACGAGAAACUCCAGCGUAUGAUAGCAGACCAAAGAGAAGCUGAGUCACGGAAGACGACUUCUCUAGAGAUUCAGGCUGCCCUAGAAAAACAGGAGACCGAGGUAGCAGCACGUCGAGAGAUAGUUUUAAAUGAUCUCGCCAAGGCAGAACCAGCAGUCGAAGAAGCAGCAAAGAGUGUGCAGAAUAUCAAGCGACAACAUUUGACCGAACUUCGCUCCAUGUCCAACCCUCCGCAGGGUGUCAAGCUGGCUUUGGACGCAAUUUGUACUCUACUUGGUCAUAAAGUUGAUAAUUGGAAGGCAGUACAGGCAGUUGUUCGAAAGGAUGACUUUAUAGCCAAUAUUGUACAGUACAAUAACGAAGACAAGAUGACUAGAACCUUACGAACAAAGAUGCGAAACGAAUAUCUCUCCAAUGAAGAUUUUACUUUUGAAAAGGUCAACCGUGCCAGCAAAGCUUGCGGUCCCCUUGUCCAAUGGGUUCAAGCACAGGUUGAAUACUCGGAGAUCCUUGAUCGUAUUGGACCACUAAGAAAUGAAGUUGCCAUGUUGGAAGAACAAGCACUUCAUACAAAAGCGGAAGCCCAAGCAGUGGAGGAUACCAUUAACUACCUUGAAUCGAGUAUCGCGACAUAUAAAGUUGAGUAUGCUGCCUUAAUUAGCCAGACAGAAGCUAUCAAAAAUGAGAUGUCACGUGUCGAAUUUAAAGUCAAUCGCAGUGUUAGAUUACUAGAAAGCCUAUCUUCAGAGAGAAGCCGAUGGGAGGCAAGUAGCAAAUCAUUUGAAACCCAGAUUGGAACGCUUGUUGGUGACGUUUUAGUAGCCGCUGCAUUUUUGGCUUACAGUGGACUUUACGAUCAGCAAUUCCGCAAAAAUAUGAUGGAUGAUUGGCUUAGUCAGUUACAGCUUUCAGGAAUUAGUUAUAAACAACAUAAUCCAGUGACUGAGUAUCUAUCUACCGCCGAUGAGAGGCUUGGAUGGCAAGAAAAUUCGCUUCCAAUUGACGACCUCUGCACUGAGAAUGCUAUCAUAUUAAAACGCUUUAAUCGUUAUCCGUUAAUUAUUGACCCAUCAGGGCGUGUCACUGAUUUUCUCCAAAAAGAAACCAAAGAUGGACGUCUCACGAUUACUAGCUUCUUAGAUGACUCUUUCACAAAGCAACUUGAAAGCUCGCUCCGGUUUGGUAAUCCUAUUCUAAUACAAGAUGCUGAAUAUAUAGACCCAAUCCUGAGUCAUGUUCUCAACAAAGAAUAUCAAAAAACUGGUGGUCGUGUUCUCAUUCAGCUCGGAAAGCAACAAAUUGACUUUUCACCUGCGUUUAAAAUCUAUUUAUCUACGAGAGAUCCUUCUGCAACAUUUACACCAGAUGUUUCCAGUCGUACUACACUGGUAAAUUUCACUGUCACACAAAGCAGUUUACAGACACAGUCCUUGAACGAAGUGCUCAAGUCGGAACGACCUGAUGUCGAUGAGCGAAGGUCUAAUCUUAUUAAGCUUCAAGGCGAAUUCAAAGUUCAUUUGAGACAAUUAGAAAAGAAGCUUCUUCAAGCUUUGAACGAAUCCCGCGGUAAUAUUCUCGACGAUGAUAAUGUUAUCGAGACCCUCGAGACUCUCAAGAAAGAAGCUGCGGAAAUUUCGAUCAAGAUGAAUAAUACUGAAGGUGUUAUGGCAGAAGUAGAAAAAAUAACGUUGGAAUACAGUGUUAUCGCUCGCUCAUGUAGUGCUGUUUUUGCUGUCUUGGAACAACUUCAUUACCUUAAUCAUUUCUAUCAGUUCUCAUUACAAUAUUUCCUUGACAUUUUUCAUUCCGUUUUACAUGAAAACCAGAGGCUCACUGUCGAGUCAAAUCAUAAUGCGCGUCGCGAUAUAAUAAUUGAAGACCUUUUCAUUACAGCUUAUCAUCGGACCUCUCUCGCCCUCCUUCAAAAGGAUAAGAUAACCUUAGCAAUGCUUCUCGCUCAAGCUGCACCAUUUAAAAUGGAUAAAACCUUAAUUGAUAUAAUACUCGACGAAAGUAUAGAAGGUACAGAUGUCUCUACCAGGAUUGAUAAAAGAGAUGAGGUUCUAAAAAGGGCACUCAAAAUUCCCGCGCUCAGAAAUAAAAUUGAGAACGUAUCAUCAAGCGCUUGGGAUCAAUUUUUCACGGAGGAAAUUGGCGAACACUUUACACCAAAAUUGCUGGAACCAACUGCAGAUAAGAGAGAUCAAGAAAUUAUUUCUCUUCUUUUGGUGAAGUUGUUUCGCCUAGACCGCUUUGUGCCAGCUGCCGAAAGCUUUGUAACUAUUGUUUUUGGUACAAGGCUUUUUGAUUCUGCCGAAGAUCUCAAAGAUAUCGUAGAUAGAGUAUCCGCGAAUAGUCCAAUCUCUUUAUGUUCAAGUCCAGGCUUUGAUGCAAGUUACAAAGUUGAAAAUCUGGUGGCUCGCACCAACGCGACCUGCACAAAUAUUGCAAUGGGGUCUAAUGAAGGCUUGACAAGCGCGGAUAAGGCUGUUUCUAAUGCCGCAGCUAAUGGAUCGUGGGUGUUAGUGAAGAAUGUACACCUUGCGCCUACCUGGCUACAGAGUCUUGAAAAGCGUAUGGAUUCACUAAAACCUCAUAAAAACUUCAGGUUAUUUCUUUCGAUGGAAUCCAAUCCUAAAAUUCCUGUAAAUCUCCUCAGGGCUUCGCGGGUCUUAAUGUAUGAACAGCCGGCAGGGGUAAGGGCAAAUAUGAAGGACUCAAUGGUAUCUCUUUCUACUAGAGCCUUGAAAGAUCCUGUGGAAAGAAAUAGACUUUUUCUUCUAUUAUCAUUUCUCCAUGCCGUUGUUCAAGAGAGAUUACGUUAUGCUCCAAGUCUGGGGUGGCAUGGCUUCUGGGAGUUCAACGAUAGUGAUUAUGAGUGCGCUGGAUUCAUUAUAGAUGCCUGGAUUAAUACUGUUGCUGGAGGCCGGACAAAUAUCGCGCCGCAAAAACUUCCUUGGGAUAUAAUUAGAACCCUGGUAACCGAAACGUAUGGUGGAAAGAUUGACAAUGAGACCGACUUUCAACAAUUAACUCAUUUAGUUCAGUCUAUUUUCACGCCUGCUGCAUUUGAGGAGGGUCAUCGAUUAAAUGAUGGAAUAGCUGAUGCCAACGACCCAGAGGGAGAAGCAUUAUCUGUCCCGAUGGGCACAUCAUUUAAAGAAUUUACAGAAUGGGUGCAAAGGCUCCCAGAGCGCGAGCCACCUACAUACCUCGGACUUCCAGCUAAUGCAGAGAAGUUAUUAUUAGUUGACCAAGGUGCCAGCAUGAUCAGAAACUUGGCUAAAAUCACGAAAAUGUUAGACGAAGGGGAGCAACUUAUGGCCGAAGCUGCUUAG